Molecule: messenger RNA, 2638 nt
Organism: Patiria miniata (bat star)
Lineage: Eukaryota; Metazoa; Echinodermata; Asteroidea; Valvatida; Asterinidae
Exons: 7
Coding region: 16-1734 (572 amino acids)
Biological process (GO): nervous system development
Cellular component (GO): membrane
Source: RefSeq, a predicted model, not a curated record
AAGGAGGUAUAAUCUAUGUUUUCUGUCAUUUUCGCAGUUGUUAUCAACUGUGACUUUCAGAAUGAACAAGCCUGUGGCUACACGCAGUCACCUAACAACGAAUUCAACUGGAUACGCGGAAAAGGACACUCCCCUAGCUGGUACUCCGGCCCCUUGGCUGAUCACACCUAUAACAACUCAUCAGGGUACUACAUGUAUGCUCCGUCGUCUUACAACGAUACUCAGCGAGGGCAGGUCGCUCGCUUCUCCUUCCCAGCCUAUCAGCUCCGGGAGGGUCAUGGAAGGCUAAGGUUCUUCUAUCACAUGUGGGACGGAUACGAGCCAGACAAGCUUGGCACGCUGACAGUGUACGCCUGUCACGGACUGCCAUUGUGGUCGCGAGAAAGACGACAAAGGGACAUGUGGCUGGGGACAGGCGUAUUAAACAUCUACUGCACGCAACCGUUUGAGCUUAUUUUCGAAGCCAUUCGAGGUGGAUUCGACAGUGACAUAGCAGUUGAUGACAUCAAAUUUGUGGACUUGUACGAAUCACCACCUACAACAGCACCACCACCGACGACGCCGCGAGAGUCGCACACCACGCCCCGCAAACCCACAACUAGAAGGACGACACCGCGCACCCCUCAGCGGACUGAGCCCAAGUCUACCUCCGCCUCUACCCUAGGCCGACUUAUCACAAACUCCACGCCUAAUAAAGAGAGGAAGACGGACCCAGCUGUGACGCCCCCGAUCACGUGGAUGGCCGGCUCGCCGUCAGAUCCUCCCGUGUGGACGGCCUUUAUCCUAGCGGGAGCCGUUGGAGGCGGCUUUGUUCUCUGUUUCAUGGCUUUCUUCGUCAUGUUCUUCUUCUGUCGACGAAGGCGGAGGUCCAAGUCAAGAUCAGCUGGUAUAUCUUAUAACGUGGACAACCUGACCUAUCCUAACACUGGUAUAACGCCUUGCGGUCGUUGCGAUGCCUACUACACUGCACUGCAGACCACACGAGGCGUUGAGCUCCACCUAUACCAAGAACUGCACCAACCAGCCAAACAGAUCAGCGACAGCAGCAGCAGCACUACCAACGAGGCUGUACACUCGGCUGAUGGCGGAUUCUACGAGUGCAUUGACGAGGACCAGUUUAGCAGCGUGACCAACGACAUGUCAGAGUACACAGAGGCCGAAGCUGCAGCGCGCAAUCUGGCCUCUAACACGGCUACAUUGCCAUCCAAGCAGUCACUGUCUCUGAAGAUUAUAGAGCCCAUACCAUUCGAGACCGGCCCGGAAAGCCCCGUCAGCUACGUUAUCGAGUCCGUGGACUUGCCUCGUAAAGGGAGCGAUAGUGGUAGCUCCCCUUGCAAGACACCACCCGCAAUACCGUUUUUAGAACCCAAGUAUUUCACGCUCGAACCAGACGGAGAGUACCACGAUCGCUGCUGUGACCAAGACAGAGUUUGCGUUGUGAACGGCGAGCACAAGCCCAACAUCGAGUUGAGCGAAGACGAAGAUAUCAUGUGCUUAUCACCUGAUGACAUGGACGGCCGCCAUGCGCAUGCGCGACUGACUGACCCCGUCUCACCUAACCCUUCCUACUGCGAACCACCAAUGAGCGACGAGGACCCCUUGACCCCUACACAGACUGGUACCCUGUCAGGCAGUCCCUAUGGUGGCUACAUACCUCCCAUCCCUUCCAUUGGACGGGGUGCUGCAGUACCAGACAGAGGAGGCAGACGAAUUGAAAUUAUCACCGAAAUCUAGAUAAUAAAAGACAGGACCAUUUUUUAUACCAGAUGUAAAUUUCAUGUACAUAAUUCUUGCAAAAAAAAUAAUUUUUGCCAAUCUAUUUAUAAUAAGAAGGGAAAGUAGUAACGUGGGUUUACUAAACGCUUUGUUAGUUCCUGUGACCAAAUUUCUUUGUGCUGCUAGAAAAGGAAUAAAAUGCGCUAAAGUCAUGAAAUGAUUAGCAUUCUUAAAAAAGUGGCCCUCGGGAUCGUCUCAGAUCACUUUAGUUCAGCCCAUGAUGUUUUCUAAUCUGAACCUUUUAAGUCAUGUGUUUGAAGUUGAAAAUGGCGCCCUCUGUUGAUAUACAUCAGUAGGCAGGAAUGACUGGGCCACAUUCGCUCGUCCCACCCUCUCCCGAGGGCACUGGUGGUGGCUAAUCGCUUGUUCGAAAAUCUGUACGGAAACGCACUGCAAACUGGUUCGCUUUCUAUGGGGACGAGCGAAACUAUAUUAACAAUGCUCAUGCAUCUGCAGCGUGUUCGAUUACUUCCCUCGAGCUUCCCAUACUUUUUGUCUUGGGUGCAGAUGCACAUGCGCAACCUGGAGCAAUAAACGACCUCGGGUUACUCGAGGUCGAGCCAUAGCGACCGGACCGCGUGAAGAGGUCAUGUGGCGAUUAAAGCCCCUUUGCAAAUGAUUCGAGCCGUCGAAAGCGAGCCACUGUACGUGCUCUUCGAAAGUGAACAUACACGAAAUGCCGGGUAUGUUUAAAGUUAACUUAACUUUCCUCCCGUCCAGUCGUACUAGUGUGAAGUGAAGUUUAGACACUUUUGAGUCCCCCGCCGCCGGCGUAACUUUUUUUCCUAGGAGGGUUAUGGGCAAUGUCAUGAAUAAUUCAGUUUUUCCUUUGAAUCAUUGCAAGACUUAGGUUCUCGUUCUA